AUGCGGAUAACAGCGCUCUCAUUGCUGCUUGGCGCCGGAUCGGUGGCCGCUUUGGAAGUCGACUUUGACUCUACAAGCUCGGUCAAGGCCGCCGCCAAAGAUGUCGCGUUCGACCUCAUGUCCUACUACAAGGGCAACCAGAGCGGCGAAAUCCCGGGCCUCCUCACCGAGGACGUGAGCAAGUGGUGGACCAACGCCCUGGUGUGGUCCAGCAUGAUCGACUAUUGGCGUUACACGGGAGACGACACGUACAACAAGGUAACAGUAGAGGGUCUGAUCUUCCAGAGCGGUCCGAGCCUCCGACAACCUUUCCUCCCGGCCAACUACUCCAUCAGCAUAGCGAACGAUGAACAGGGUCUGUGGGGCAUGGCGGCCAUGCAGGCCGCCGAGGUGGACUUCCCAAGCCCUCCGCAGGGCGAGCCGAGCUGGAUCGAGCUCGCGAAAGCCGUGUUUGACACGCAAGCAGCGCGCUUCUCUGCCGAGAAGACGUGCGGCGGUGGUCUGCGCUGGGCCAUCUCACCCACAUCCGACAUGUGGCACGUCAAAAACACCGCGUCCACUGCCGUGUUCCUCAGCCUGGGUGCGCGUUUGUAUCGUUUUACCAACAACGAGACUUACGCCGAGUGGGCCGAGCGGAGCUGGAACUGGCUCACCGACAUCGGGCUCAUCGACGACGAGCUCAACGCCUGGGACUCUGCGGUUGAUGGGAACGGGCACUGUUUGGCCAUCCUCAAACUCCAAUCUUCCCAUCCCGCAGCCAUUCUCAUUCAAGCGGCCGCCUACAUGACCUCUCAGACUCCCAACACCACCACCGCCUACCAAACCUGGAAAACCCGCCUCAACAACCUCACUAGCCACACCCUCGCCCAUUUCUUCCCCGCCAGCACCAACCUCACCCUCAUCGAACGCAUGUGCAAACGUCCCCCCAACGACAACGACAAAAGCACCAUCACCGCCCCCAAAUCCUCCUUCUGCCUCUCCGACCAGCACUACUACAAAUCCCUCACCCUGCACGCCCUCCACAACGCCGCCGCCGUCAUCCCGCCCCUCCACGAACCGGACCAUCCCCUCGCGCGCGCCCUGCGCGCCACGGCCGAGGCGGCCGCCCGCAGCUGUGUGGCGGGGGAUACGGGGAGGGGGUGUGCGUUGGAGUGGGCGACGGAGGUGCCCGGGACGGUGUUUGGCGGGAGUGUGCCGGCGGAGUUGACUGCGUUGGCGGCGGUGUUGGCGGCGUUGGGGGGCGGGUUGCCGCCUGUGCGGGGGGGGGAUGGGCAGGGGGAUGAGGGGGUUGAGGGUGGUGGUGGUGGUGGGAAUGGUGGUGGGAAUGGUGGUGGGGAGGGCGGUGAGGGUGGUGAGGAGGGAGGGAAUGGGGAUGGGGGCAGUGGUGGUGCUUCGGUUAGGGUUACCAUGGGGUUGGUGCUGGCUGGAUUGGCUGCUGCGCUGCUUUGA
This is a messenger RNA of Chaetomium globosum CBS 148.51, 1449 nucleotides long. RefSeq lists its product as uncharacterized. The record is from RefSeq and is a predicted model, not a curated record. Lineage: Eukaryota; Fungi; Ascomycota; Sordariomycetes; Sordariales; Chaetomiaceae. Gene Ontology annotation, molecular function: mannan endo-1,6-alpha-mannosidase activity. Bases 1 to 1449 code for a protein of 482 amino acids. Gene Ontology annotation, biological process: carbohydrate catabolic process; fungal-type cell wall biogenesis. The transcript has 3 exons.